This is a messenger RNA of Trypanosoma grayi, 939 nucleotides long. RefSeq lists its product as hypothetical. The transcript has a single exon. NCBI's taxonomy places the organism in Eukaryota, Euglenozoa, Kinetoplastea, Trypanosomatida, Trypanosomatidae. The coding region runs from base 1 to 939 and encodes 312 amino acids. The record is from RefSeq and is a predicted model, not a curated record.
AUGAGCGCACGUGAAGAGAUGGCUCAGGAGGAGGCUUGCUACCCUAAAGAGAUAGAAGCUCCGCAGCGCACCGAAACCCAGCCGCUCGAAACCGCUGAGCCCGCUGUUGAAGCAGCAGUGACGGCGGAGACUGCCGACGCCAACGAGAAUGCUGAGGCGCAGGACGCCGAGGAACGACUCGCGCAGGCACGUGCAAAGGCGGCCGCGGCAAAGGUGGCUGCCGAGCAACGUCGCGCCUCGCGUAGGUCCAUGGACUCCGCCUCCGCACUCAGCGAUGCCGACCGACAGCAGUCGGCCGCCGCCCGUCGUGGCUCCAUUCGCUCUGUUCUCCAAGCCAUUGAGGAAGCGGAGAAGGAGCUUAAGGAGCUCGACACACGGGAGCAGAAUAUGGAUGAGAGACUCCAGCUUUACAGCGAUGUGAUUGGCCUGCGCAAGGAGCUGCAGGUUGUCAGGGAAGACGCAGAACGCGCGAGCACCCAGCUUCAGAUGGCCGAUGACCUUGUAGCGAACCAAGACCCCACUGUUGAGCGCGAUGUUGCCCUUCUCGAGGAGGAGGCGCAGCGGUCGACGGUUCAACAGGUGUGGACGAGCGAGUGCCAGCGUAGCCCCGGUGCGAAUACGGACGACGACACCACCUCAUGGCUUAAGGUGAGUGUUGAGAACGUACCGGAGCGCCUGCGGGUGGCGACGGAGAAGUUCCGCGCCGCCGACAAGAAGGCGGCGGAGCUGUACAGCAGCCAGGAGAAGCACAUCAACACCAACACCGAUGACCGCGACAAGACAAAGCAGAAGAUGCGCGAGAGCGUUCAGGUGGAGUUGAAGCAGCUUGCCGAGACCCGGGCGCGGCUGAAGCAGGUCGACAACGAGCAGUGGCACCAUAUCCGCCGUGGGACGCACGUGAAGGAGCGGCAGGUGGCGCGGNGACCCGGGCGCGGCUGA